This is a messenger RNA of Oncorhynchus keta (chum salmon), 1953 nucleotides long. Its product is annotated as heterogeneous nuclear ribonucleoprotein A/B-like. Gene Ontology annotation, molecular function: RNA binding. The transcript is spliced from 9 exons. The coding region runs from base 177 to 1223 and encodes 348 amino acids. NCBI's taxonomy places the organism in Eukaryota, Metazoa, Chordata, Actinopteri, Salmoniformes, Salmonidae. Gene Ontology annotation, biological process: regulation of gene expression. The record is from RefSeq and is a predicted model, not a curated record. Gene Ontology annotation, cellular component: nucleoplasm.
AGGUCGUUUUUUGUUUAACGGGUACUAUAAAACCAACCACGAGUUGGCGUUGUAUGGGAGAAUCCAUCUUGGAGAGUAUUUUCUGAUUGUGUGAUCACUAAGAGGCUUUAGGGGAUUAUUUUCCAUCUAUUCAUCUUAUUUUGUAUUUGUGAAAAGGGGACCCUAACAAUUACAAAAUGUCUGACACCGAGCAACAGUUUAUGGAAACAUCAGAAAACGGCCACGAAGGCGAGGAUGAUUUUAACGGCGCAAAGACAGCCGAUGAAACGGAAGAGACCGAGACCCUGAAUAAAGGCGAGGAAGAGACCGAAGCCUGCAUAGAAGACGAGGCGGCAGUAGAGGGAGAAGAUUCGCAAAAUGGUGCCACUGAAGGCGAAGGCGGACAGAUCAACGCCAGCAAAGGCGAGGAGGAUGCAGGGAAAAUGUUUGUUGGAGGACUUAGCUGGGACACAAGUAAGAAAGAUCUUAAAGAUUAUUUCUCUAAAUUCGGUGAAGUGACGGACUGCACCAUAAAGAUGGACCAGCAGACAGGCCGGUCAAGAGGCUUUGGCUUUAUUCUAUUCAAAGAAGCAGUCAGUGUAGACAAGGUUUUGGAACAGAAGGAACACCGACUUGACGGACGACAGAUCGACCCCAAGAAGGCCAUGGCUAUGAAGAAGGAGCCCGUAAAGAAAAUCUUUGUUGGUGGCCUCAACCCAGACACAGACAAGGAAGUUAUCCAGGAGUACUUUGGAACCUUUGGCGAGAUCGAGACAAUCGAGCUUCCACAGGACCCAAAGACGGAAAAGAGAAGGGGGUUCGUGUUCAUCACGUAUAAGGAUGAAACUCCUGUCAAAAAAGUGUUAGAAAAGAAAUUCCAUAACGUCAGUGGAAGCAAGUGUGAGAUUAAAAUAGCACAGCCCAAAGAGGUGUACCAGCAGCAGCAAUAUGGCGGCCGUGGCGGUGGCAGUGGAGGUGGUGGAAGAGGCAGGGGCCGUGGAGGUCAGGGCCAGAAUUGGAACCAAGGUGGCGGAUACAACAACUACUGGAACCAGGGCUAUGGGAACCAGGGCUACGGCUACGGUGGACAGCAAGGCUACGGCGGAUAUGGAGGCUAUGGCAACUACGACUACUCCGCUGGAUACUAUGGCUAUGGGGGUGGCUACGACUACAACCAGGGCAAUGCAGGCUAUGGGAAAACUCCAAGACGUGGAGGCCACCAGAGUAGCUACAAGCCAUACUGAUCACAUGUAGUGCAGGUCUUAAGUAAAUCAGAAAAAAGAAACCCAUGGUCCGGCCACAGCGAACAUGGGCUUUGGCUUUUCCUUUGGAGUUGGCAGAAAUUUGGACUCAUGCUCCAUAUGUACAGAUCAAGUGAGGAACUGGGGAAGCAAAUGUCACUUUUCCACCUUUUUAUUUUUUAUUUUAUAUGGUUUUGUCCAUUUACAUUUCCAGAGAUGGAAGUGUUAUUUUUACUGUACUUUUUGGUACCUUUUUGAAUCUAAUGUAUUGUGUGGUUGUAUUUUACAUGUCUACUGGAUUUGCCAACAAACCGGAGCAGAGCUUUCAGAAGCUUUUGAAAUAAAACAAUUACCUUUUUUUGUUAUUUCUAGGAUUAGUAAAACAUUUUCCCGUGCUGAGUGUUUGACGCGAGUUGCAUGGCUUCAGAUGUGGGGUGAGGUGAAAUAAGAGAUUUAAAAUCUAAUCAAAGGUUUCAUUGUAAGCUUGUCUAGUGAAUGCUUGCAUUUGGCUAGUAGACGAGGACAACCAGCAUUAGUUUUUUGGCUUUUAAGGAGGUCCCCCCUGAUCUUCUCUGUAAUUUUUUAAAAAGUGGCUUUACUAGUGUUACAUACGAUACAGUACAACUGAGCGCAAGCCUGUUAAUGUAAGUAGAGGGCCUUCCCUUUCUCUCUGGAAACUCAUUCCUCUAGUGUCUUGGGCAAAUUGGUAGAAAUAAACUUUUGGUUUAUAUUA